Physeter macrocephalus (sperm whale) is the source of this 4919-nucleotide messenger RNA. It is a transcript of the gene PDPR, whose product is annotated as pyruvate dehydrogenase phosphatase regulatory subunit. The record is from RefSeq and is a predicted model, not a curated record. Gene Ontology annotation, molecular function: protein binding; oxidoreductase activity. The transcript is spliced from 19 exons. Lineage: Eukaryota; Metazoa; Chordata; Mammalia; Artiodactyla; Physeteridae. Gene Ontology annotation, cellular component: cytoplasm; mitochondrion; mitochondrial matrix. The coding region runs from base 472 to 3108 and encodes 878 amino acids.
GUGUUAAUCUGUCUCUUCUCACCCAGUCUCCCUUGUGACCAGCAGCCAAUUUGUACAAGGUGUUGUGACCAUGCAGAGGAACAGCUCAGAAGGAGUUGGAGUUGUCCUCUUGCUCUUGUUGGUGUAAGCAGAUCUGAGCAUAACCAGCGUCAGUAUUGAGAUUGUUUAGCAGAAAUUCUUCUCCUUAGCAGAAAUGAAACACGUAAUUUACUUUCAACCAGGUUGUAUUUCCAAGGUGCCUACGGUGACUGCUGGGAAAACGCUGAUCAAGUUAUAAGUGGUCCCUGCUCUCAGAGAGCUCCAUUAUCCCAGGGGGCUAAAGGCUACCACUUUCCAAGUGCUUCUGAGGCGCCACUUGCCAUGUUCUUCCUGCAUUUCUGCUUUAGUCUUGCAGCAGCCACGUGAGUUUGAAUUCUUGGGAUCCGCUUCUUAGCUGAGUGAGAGCACGUCUCCCAGUUGCUGACAGACGUGAUGUUUUACCGGUUGCUAUCGGUGGUCCGAAGACCAAGAAGCAGCCAAGGAUGGCAGAAGUGGUCCUCAGCCAGAAGCGGUGCGUCAGCUGCCAAAGCGCAUUCUGUAGCCCUGCCUGCCCAGGCACAGGUGGUCAUCUGUGGUGGUGGAAUCAUGGGCACAUCUGUGGCCUAUCAUCUCUCCAAGAUGGGCUGGAAGGAUAUCGUCCUUUUGGAGCAGGGCAGGCUGGCUGCUGGCUCUACGAGGUUCUGUGCUGGCAUCCUAAGCACCGCCAGGCACUUGACCAUUGAGCAAAAGAUGGCAGACUACUCAAACAAACUCUACCAUCAGUUAGAGCAAGAAACAGGGAUCCAUACAGGUUACAUAAGGACAGGCUCGAUCUUUCUGGCCCAAACUCAGGACCGGCUGAUCUCCCUCAAGCGCAUCAAUUCAAGGCUGAAUGUUAUAGGCAUCCCCUCCGAGAUCAUCUCCCCCAAGAAAGUGGCCGAACUUCACCCUCUCCUCAAUGUGCACGACCUGGUGGGGGCCAUGCAUGUCCCCGAGGAUGCAGUGGUGUCCUCCGCUGAUGUGGCUCUUGCCCUGGCAAGUGCUGCCUCCCAAAAUGGUGUUCAGAUCUAUGACCGGACAAGUAUUCUUCAUGUUAUGGUGAGGAAAGGUCAAGUCACUGGUGUGGAGACUGAUAAAGGACAGAUCCAGUGCCACUAUUUUGUCAACUGUGCUGGUCAGUGGGCAUACGAGCUGGGUCUGUCCAACGAGGAGCCGGUUAGUAUCCCGUUACAUGCCUGCGAACACUUCUACCUUCUGACUCGCCCCUGGGAGACCCCUCUGCAGAGCAACGCACCAACUAUUGUGGAUGCCGAUGGAAGAAUUUAUAUUCGGAACUGGCAGGGUGGCAUCCUGUCUGGGGGCUUUGAGAAGAACCCCAAACCAAUUUUCACUGAGGGCAAGAACCAGCUGGAGAUUCAGAAUCUACAGGAAGACUGGGAUCACUUUGAGCCCCUGUUGAGUUCCCUGCUGCGUAGGAUGCCAGAACUGGAGACUUUGGAGAUCAUGAAGUUGGUAAAUUGCCCCGAGACCUUCACCCCGGACAUGAGGUGCAUCAUGGGCGAGUCCCCUUCAGUGCGGGGCUACUUCGUCCUGGUGGGAAUGAACUCUGCUGGCCUUUCGUUUGGUGGAGGAGCUGGAAGGUACCUCGCUGAGUGGAUGGUGCAUGGCUAUCCCUCAGAAAGUGUCUGGGAACUGGACCUGAAGCGUUUUGGAGCCCUCCAGAGCAGCCGAACCUUCCUGCGCCACCGUGUCAUGGAAGUCAUGCCUCUGCUGUACGAUCUGAAGGUUCCCCGUUGGGACUUCCAGACAGGAAGGCAGUUACGCACAUCUCCUCUGUAUGACCGGCUGGAUGCACAAGGAGCCAGGUGGAUGGAGAAACAUGGAUUUGAGAGGCCAAAGUACUUUGUGCCACCAGACAAGGACCUGUUGGCCUUGGAGCAGAGCAAGACUUUUUACAAGCCGGACUGGUUUGAGAUUGUGGAGUCCGAAGUCAAGUGCUGUAAGGAGGCCGUGUGUGUCAUUGACAUGUCCUCUUUCACAAAGUUUGAAAUAACAUCCACCGGGGAUCAGGCAUUAGAAAUUCUCCAAUACCUCUUCUCCAAUGACCUUGACGUGCCCGUGGGCCACAUCGUGCAUACCGGCAUGCUCAACGAGGGUGGAGGGUACGAAAAUGACUGCAGCAUAGCACGGCUGAGCAAGCGCAGUUUCUUCAUGAUUUCUCCAACCGACCAACAGGUCCACUGUUGGGCCUGGCUUAAGAAAUACAUGCCAGAAGACAGCAACCUGAUUCUGGAGGACGUCACCUGGAAAUACACCGCCCUCAAUCUGAUUGGUCCUCGAGCUGUGGAUGUGCUGUCUGAGUUGUCCUAUGCCCCUAUGACUCCAGACCAUUUCCCAAGUCUGUUUUGCAAGGAGAUGAGCGUGGGCUACGCAAAUGGGAUCCGGGUGAUGAGCAUGACUCACACGGGAGAGCCAGGAUUCAUGCUUUAUAUUCCUAUAGAGUACGCCCUGCACGUAUACAACGAAGUGAUGAGUGUUGGACAGAAAUAUGGAAUCCGGAAUGCUGGGUAUUAUGCUCUUCGUAGUCUCCGAAUUGAAAAGUUUUUUGCCUUCUGGGGUCAGGAUUUAAACACCCUCACCACACCCCUGGAAUGCGGACGAGAGUCUCGGGUGAAGUUAGACAAGGGGAUGGAUUUCAUUGGGCGAGAUGCCCUGCUGCAGCAGAAGCAGAACGGGGUGUACAAACGCCUCACUAUGUUCAUCCUGGACGACCACGACACAGACCUGGACCUCUGGCCUUGGUGGGGGGAGCCCAUUUACCGAAACGGGCAGUACGUGGGCAAGACCACCAGCAGCGCAUACGGUUACACCCUGGAGCGCCACGUGUGCCUGGGCUUCGUGCACAAUUUUUCUGAGGACACCGGAGAAGAGCAGGUGGUGACAGCAGAUUUCAUCAACCGGGGAGAAUACGAGAUUGACAUCGCAGGACACCGGUUCCAGGCCAAGGCCAAGCUCUACCCGGUCACCUCCCUCUUCACCCAUAAGCGCCGAAAGGAUGACGUGGAGCUAAGUGACUUGCACGGGAAGUAAUGCCAGGCAGUCUCGCCACCUUCCCACCUUCUAGUCAUCCUAGGAGCUUUUCUCCUCCUCCUGAUCCCAUCCCUCUUCUUGAUUUAACCUUUGCCUCCCACCUCUUAUCUCCUUGAUAUAAUUUUAAGUGUUUAAAACUUUUCCUUUGCGCCCUCUCUUGUCCUUCCAUCUUCUCCUCCCUCCUCCUGCAGUUUCCCAUCUCCUGAUACUCUGGGCUGGUCAUAUCCCUCCACCUGUCUCAGGCUCCUGUGGGGACGGGAAGGCAGGACAGAGGUGGACUCCACUUGUGGAAGUAGGUUACAGUGACAGCCUGACUUAAUGCUGUGUCUUGAAGCAAGGGAGGCUUGUGGUGUGCAGGCCUCAGGGUAAGAGUCCAUCUCCAUGGGGCUAAGUUUUCUUGGAGUGACCUGUGAAUUCUGGCUAGCUGCUGUCUGUGUGAUACAGCCGUGUGGAAUAGCUUACGCCUUUUAGCCAGGCAGGUCCUUCUCCCAUUCCUUUGUGCUGUGGGCCGGCACCGUGAUACCUCUGGCAGGAGGAUGACCAUCUACCUCGCUGAUGAGAGGCAUCGUGUGGGCGUUACGUGGGGUUUAGCACGUAUAAGUAGUUAACCAUCCUGGGCCUCCCUACUGACCCAGUUAUCAGACUGUUGGGCUGGGGCCACCUGCCUAUAAUUUUCUUCAUCUCUUGCUAAUCUCUAUAAUGAGGGGGGUUGUGGUUUAUUUAACCGACUAAACAAAUAAGCCACAGUGUUUGAAAGGGAAAGACCGUGUUGCCUUUAGUGUUGCUUUUCCUAGCUGAAAGGGUCUGACCUCAAACUAAGCUCCAGCGAUGCUGAGUUUUCUAUGAAACAGUGCUGCUUUUCUUUCAGCUACUCACAGUUCAGUCACCCCACCUUGACGUUCCUCUUCUCCGAGCGCAUGUGACUUUCAGUUCAGCCUCAUGUGUCCCUUCCACAGGAGGCCCACUGGCUCAGUGCAUGCUCUCUCCCUUAGAAGAGGACGGGGGAGGCAGGACAAGCAUCUUGGCUGAGUAACUAAACCUUGUGGCCACGCUGAGUUGAAGAGAGCUGCUGCGACCCCCAGGGUUCUUCCCCUGCACAAAAGACACAGAUCCACACAGAGAUGACCCACUUGGGUCCCUUGAGAGUUCCCGGUGUGGAGAGCAUAUGUUACCUGAGCCCAAGGUCUGCUUUCCAGACAUCUCUCCACAUCUGCUGGCAUAGAAGGUAACUUGGGGUAAGAGUGCCCUGCACACCUUUAAGCAGUGUCUCUGUUUUCUAAGGGUGGAACUUGGAUCGCACAGACUGUGGUAUCCAUCCCCACGCUUAAUUUCCCCUUGCAAACAGACGCUAGAGAUUUUAAUUAAUCAUAGCCUUUGUUAUCUUGGUAUCUUGGAUGCAUUAGUUCUGAUAGGUCUAUAAGUAUAUUAGAGACAAUCCUUUCAUUUCAUUAGAGCAGCUUACAAUUCUCAGGUGUCUGCCUGCUCUGGUGUUUCUCUGGGAUUUCUGUUUACCCACUUGAUCACUGACUUUAGUGUCCACCUUCUUACGAGGUCUUCAUUGAUUUAAUGAGGGGGGUAUGUGAUUAGAAUUCUGUCGGGGGGCCUUGGUAUUUUGGGGCAAGUGUGAAUUUAACUAGCUGAGAGAUGCUGCUUCUAGGCAAAGAGGAGAGGUGCUGCCCAGCUGGAGAGCAGGAAACUGGCACCGGACAAUGCAGGUGUUACCAGCAGGGAGCCAACUGACCCAAGAAGAUGGAAACAGAUGUAGAACUAAAGGUAUCCCAUGCACACCACUGCAAAGUCGUCUUUAUAAA